AAAUUAUGUCCAAAAUUGUAUCACAUUUGUUUUGAUCCAAUUGGUGAACAUAAAAAAAUACGUUCAUUAUUUGGUUUUUUUCUUGGUUUAAUAUUAUCAAUAAUAUUUUACAUAACAAUAAUCAUUGAUUUGGAAUUUGAUAAAUACACAACACUUGUUCUUGGUGGAAUUGUUAUAAUUAUGUUGUCAAUUGGUUGUGCAUCAUCAAUUCAGGUGAGAUGUAUCAGCAUACUGACGAUACCAGUAUUUUUUGGUCGUGCUGGUAGAGCCAUGUUGAAAGCUCUUGUUCUUGGAUAUGUUAUUGCUGGACCAAUAUUCAAUUUGACAUACAAUGGCAAAGAAGUUGUUCGUACAUUUGCCUGCUCAACUCAACUUACAUAUAAUUUAACCAAGACACGUUUUGACUUGAUGUUUAAACCUUUUCAACAGGCAAUGAAAAGUAUGAAGAGUAAUGCAAAUGAAGUCAAGGAUACUUUGGCUUCUGUACGUGACUUGAUGAGCCCAAUUGUUGAAGAGAUUGAAGGUGAAGAAGAAAUGAAAAGGCUCAAAGAGGAGAAUGAUUAUCUUGAUGCACUUCAUGAUGAUACCAAGACAAGUGAUGAGAUUGCAAAUAAAAUACGUAGAAAAAAAAAUAUAAAUGGUGAUUCAGGACAAUUGUAUGAAGCUAAAUACAAAGAAAAAAUACAAUUGAGAUGUCAACAACAAUUAAAUCGUGGUGUUGAAAAAUGCAGAGACAUGUUUAGUAGUGCAUAUGAUAAAUGUGAAGAGACAGUUAGUUGGAUUGCAUCUUGGUUACUUUGUUGGCCAAUGAAAUUGACUUUUGUUUGUAACAUUGUUCAAGCCUUGGGUGGAGAUAGCAUUUGUGAUCCUGAUGGUAAAGUUGAUCUUGGAAUUGGUCAAACAUAUGCCGAUUUAAAGGAAACGAGAAAUAAAUUAAGUGGAGGUUUCAAAGACACGAUAAUGCAGUAUAAAAUUAAAAAACCACAAUUAAUAAUUGAUUUACGUGGUGCUGAUGAUACUGCAAAAGCGAUAAUGCAUGAUUUUAAUGUUAGACGUCAAUUAUUUGACUCAAUAAUGACAAUAAUAAAACGUUGUUUGGCAUUUGUAUUUUUAAAAAUAAUCAUAAGUGCACAAAAUUAUCAUGACAGUUAUUUAACUGAUAUUGAACAUGAUAAUCAUUACAUAACAACGUAUUUUCGUAAAAUUGAUGCUAGAAGAAAAAUGAAAAAUUGUGUAAAUAUUCUGCCACUUAAAAAAAUUGAAAUGUCGAAAUUUGUUGAUCCAUACAGAUUUAAACAGGGUCAAAUUGAAAAAAGAAAUUUAACUGGACAAACUAUUAAAUUAAUAUUGGAAAUGAUAACAGCAACGACAUUUGUUUUGUUGGAUCAUUUAUUUUUUGAAACACUUGAUUUAAUCAGGAGGCAUGGUUACAUUAAAUACACACAGGCUGGUCAUCAUGAUUUAAGUAUUGAUGUACGUGGUACAGGAUUUAUAGCAUCAAUGAUACGUAAUAUAGUUGAUAGUUUUAAUAUAAAAAAAAGAAUAAAAAUGGUUGUAUCAAAUAGUGCAUGUUUACCACGACCAAGCAAAUUACAAAAUUACAUAUUCAUUAAAAUAUAUGGUACAUAUAUAGCAAUAUGGUUUAUGUUAUUUUUCGGUGCUUAUACACAAAGACUACGUCGUUUAAUAUGUUCCUAUUACUAUCGUAAACGUGAAAAAAGAAGAAUAUUAUAUUUAUACAAUGAAACACUUAGACGCAGAUUGAGACAUUUUCGUUUUAUGAAAUCACGAGUUAAAUCACAAGUUAGAGCACAAUUACUUGAGCGUGAUAUGGAUCCAUGGGUUGCAUUGACAUUGAAAUUACCAAAAUUAUUUUCAUGGUUGAGAUUAUUUUCAUUUGCACGUUUUAAAUGUCUCAUUUGUGGUGAAGCUGAACCACGUCGAAAUUCAAAGUACCACAAAUGUUAUACACCUGGAUGUUUAUUUAUUCAUUGUCCAGAAUGUUGGCGUGAUGUUGGUGGUAUUUGUUUUGCAUGUGCUGAAUUACCAGAUAGUGAUUCAGACAGCUAUGAUACAAAUAUUCAAACAUAAAUUCAUACCCAUUCGUGUUUCAAUAUAAUUAUAUAAUUUUAAAUCAAUCUGCACGAAAAAAUAUACCAGUAAAAUUGCGAGCUAACGUAUGUAUAUAAGACAAGCCAGUG
This is a messenger RNA of Aphidius gifuensis, 2201 nucleotides long. Its product is annotated as protein sneaky. Gene Ontology annotation, cellular component: membrane. The annotation marks the transcript as partial. The transcript is spliced from 7 exons. Lineage: Eukaryota; Metazoa; Arthropoda; Insecta; Hymenoptera; Braconidae. The record is from RefSeq and is a predicted model, not a curated record.